AUGUUCAGACUGUCUCUUCGUGGCCCUGCUAUACGGCAACAUGUCAAGUCUCAGAUCCGUAACCAAUCGACUUUCAGACAAAUUGUAAAGGCACCAAUCUUCAAAUCGAUUUUUCUCACACUUUUGUUUGGCUCUGUUACAAUCGAUUUGAUGAGAAGUAGAAAGAACCUUGAAGCUUUGGAGCUGGCAUAUCGGUCCAAAAUUAUGAUCUAUGAAGAUUUGUUGGAAAAGUUGGAAAAUGGCGAAAAUGUGGAUAUAUCUAAAGAGUUGAGACUUGCAAACUCAUUAACAAAAAACAUGUACAAUUCUGUCACUGAUGUUGAAUUUGAUGAACGUUUGGAGAAGUUUGUCACUGAAGCAGAUUCUCUUGAAUCCGAAAUAGAAACAAAGAAUCAAACUCGUGAAGUUCCGGUACCGGUAGUAGUGCAAAGACCCGCUCCAUCAAGUGAUAACACCCCUAAGUCAUCUCCACCACCUACAAAAUUAGAAACUUCCAAAUUCUUGUAA
Molecule: messenger RNA, 507 nt
Organism: [Candida] anglica
Lineage: Eukaryota; Fungi; Ascomycota; Pichiomycetes; Serinales; Debaryomycetaceae
Source: the annotation of a GenBank genome assembly